Molecule: messenger RNA, 370 nt
Organism: Symbiodinium necroappetens
Lineage: Eukaryota; Dinophyceae; Suessiales; Symbiodiniaceae
Source: the annotation of a GenBank genome assembly
GUGCAAGCACUCCAAGUCGCGAAACCCCGUGUCGAGGCGCACUGGAGCCUCCACGGCAGGAGUCGGGGUGGACAGCGCUCACACCGAGCUAACGGCCAUCAUCGCCAAGCUCAAAGACCUCUCUGGCCAGGAACUCGUCGAUGCUUUCGCAAAGGAAGCCCAGACACGCAGCGACUGCGGCUCCUACGCCCAGGGAGGCGAUCUGGGCUUCUUCGGGAAGGGGGAGAUGCAGAAGCCCUUCGAGGAAGCCUCCUAUGCCCUCGCCGUCGGCAGCAUGAGCCCCAUCAUCGACACGGACAGCGGUGCUGUCAAGACAUGCAGACUGCCUGGGAGCUGCUAUCGAGCUUCAGAUUACUUAGUUUCAAUCUGA